AUGACUCAGUAUUUCCCGGUGCUGGAGCCCUUUCCUCUAACGAGCUCAGUUAUUAUAUCUGUCCCACCCCAACUAAAUCGCAAAACUAUUGAAACCUCUGUGGAGGAAUACUUUCGCUUAAAUUCUACUCCUGGUGUAACAUGCACCUCCCUGUGGCUGGCCCACAAGGCGGUCAUUAGAGGCAAUUUCAUUCGUCUGGGUUCCUUACGAACAGAAGACAUACAAGAGGCUAUCAACAAGGUCGCUGUGUUGGAAGCUUUACAUAAGACUACUCCCUCGACAGACUUAUAUUCCCAACUCAUACACUUUCGCACCCUCUUACGACAACUUUUACUCUACCAAUAUGAAGCAGAUAUUCGUGAGCGUAACGUCCCUGUUUUAGUUGAUGUAAGAGAACUUAGACAACCGCGCCCAAUUUUAAUAAAUCUUGAACCCCCUGAAGAAUCUGCGAGGAAUGAUUUGAAGUUAGAGUCAUUACAAACUUUUGAGGAGGAGGGGAGGCAGAGGCAAUCUCAGGGUGCUGUCGUGGAGACGACUAGAGAAAAUAACAGUAUGAUGAAAGAAGAAGAAACAGAUGUGGUCAGUAAUGAGCAGUAUAAGGAGGACGUUCCUACAGGGAAAGAUCUGAUAUAUAUUAAUGCUCCAGACAUAAUAGUAAAAGCAGAAGAGACAGAUGUGAGCGGUGAUGAGCAGUUUAAGGAGGACAUUUCUACAGGUAACCACCCAGAUUCUUGUAGCAGGAGAUCAGAGGAGAAUCUUAUAUCUUCAGAUUAUAAAGCAGAUGAUGAUAUCACACAAGAUACAUAUGAAGAACAUUCCAUUAUCCCAGAUACACCCUCAGCCCUUCACAGCCAAGAUCUGUCAUCUCAUCCUUAUAUACAGGUCCUGUCUUCUCAGUCAUCACAGGAUGUUAAGAAAAAUAAAAGCCACAGAAGGAAUGAUGGACAUCAAAGAGAUUGUGCAGGGGAGAAGCAAUAUUCAUGUUCAGUAUGUGGGAAAUGUUUUAAUAGCAAAUCACAACUUAUUCAACAUAACAUAACUCACACAGGAGCGAAGCCAUAUUCGUGUUCAGAAUGUGGGAAAUGUUAUACUCAUCAGCCAAGUCUUAUUAGACAUCAAAGAACUCACACAGGGGAAAAGCCAUUUUCAUGUUCAGAAUGUGGGAAAUGUUUUACUUUUAAAUCAGGUCUUGUUGUACAUCAACAAACUCACACAGGAGAGAAGCCAUAUUCAUGUUCAGAAUGUGGGAAAUGUUAUACUCAUCAGCCAAGUCUUAUUAGACAUCAAAGAACUCACACAGAGGAGAAGCCAUUUUCAUGCUCAGAAUGUGGGAAAUGUUUUACUUUUAAAUCAGGUCUUGUUGUACAUCAAAGAACUCACACAGGAGAGAAGUCAUUUCCAUGUUCAGAAUGUGGGAAAUGUUUUACUCAGAAAUUAGACCUUGAUUUGCAUCAAAGAACUCACACAGGGAAGCAGCCAUUUUCAUGUUCAGAAUGUGGGAAAUGUUUUGCUCAGAAAUCCUAUCUUUUUGUACAUCAAAGAACUCACACAGGGGAAAUGCCAUUUUCAUGUUCAAUAUGUGGGAAAUGUUUUACAUUUAAAUCAGGUCUUGUUAAACAUCAACGAACUCACACAGGAGAGAAGCAAUUUACAUGCUCAGAAUGUGGGAAAUGUUUUGCUCAGAAAUCAGAUCUUGUUAAACAUCAAAGAACUCACACAGGAGAGAAGCCAUUUCCAUGUUCAGAAUGUUGGAAAUGUUUUACUCAGAAAUCAGACCUUGUUGUACAUCAAAGAACUCACACAGGGGAGAAGCCAUUUUCAUGUUCAGAAUGUAGAAAAUGCUUUACUCAGCAAUCACAUCUUAUUCAACAUCAAAGAACUCACACA
Hyla sarda is the source of this 1887-nucleotide messenger RNA. Its product is annotated as oocyte zinc finger protein XlCOF22-like. The record is from RefSeq and is a predicted model, not a curated record. The annotation marks the transcript as partial. The transcript is spliced from 6 exons. Lineage: Eukaryota; Metazoa; Chordata; Amphibia; Anura; Hylidae.